Messenger RNA from Rodentolepis nana, 945 nucleotides. The record is from the annotation of a GenBank genome assembly. Lineage: Eukaryota; Metazoa; Platyhelminthes; Cestoda; Cyclophyllidea; Hymenolepididae.
AUGGAAGAAAAAGGAGAUUCUCGGGUGCCUCCUCCACGAGUUCGAAUUUUCGAAUGUGCUCGUGAUGGAAUUCAGGAAUUAUUUAAUCGGGAUUCAAGUAAGGCUACAAAGCCAAUGGACGAGCGCAAUUUUCCUAAAUCUUUUUGGAUUCCCCCAACAAAGGAGCAUUCAAAUCGCUCUGGUUCCUCAACAGACAAUAAUCUAGACGGGUAUUGCAUCUCGCACAGGAAAUCAAACUCUUCUCCAUCUUGUAUUGGUACAAAUCCUGCUUAUCUAUCAGAGGUAAUCGACCACAAUAGGCAAAAAAGUCUCGAUACAACUCAAAAUCUUGCUCGUAACUCUGGUGCAGGACUUUCGCCACAUUCGCUGCCAACUGAUAGCCUUGCUUCUCCUAUAUGCGAACUUCCACCAGAAUUUCAAAUGGCUAUCAAUGAAAAAAAACAAGUUUAUUUUCUCAACCACGAAACUAAGCAGACUACCUGGUAUGACCCUCGAAUUCCACCUGAGGAACAAAAUUGGGGAAUGACGAUUGAGGAAUUGGAUCAGAUUCAUGCUAACUAUGCUAGACGGCAUAAAGUGAGUUCACGAACUCUGAAGGGCCAUCAUAGGCAAAUGCCAGCCUCCCCAAUGUCAGUUCUAUCGCCAGUUGAUUCAGGAGGUUUGGGCGAUCCUAACAGUUGUUGUUCUGCACUGCCAGGAUCCCCAUUAAAUGCGGCUACUGGGCAAAUGAUGUCUGCAGGUGGUGGAAAUGCUGGAACGGUUCGACCUUCAUCUGUUCCACGAAUGCAACAUCCGGGUGGAUUCUCAAUGCCCCAUGGCGCACCAAAUUCCCGUGCUCAUCCAUUAAACCUUCUACGCCCACAGGGAUCCAAGCAGAUGCCUCCGCGACAACAUCCACAACAUCAUCACAUCUCUCAUGCCAAGUUAGUAUCCUCUUUAUCGUAA